Silurus meridionalis is the source of this 7184-nucleotide messenger RNA. It is a transcript of the gene usp54b, whose product is annotated as ubiquitin specific peptidase 54b. Gene Ontology annotation, biological process: protein deubiquitination. The record is from RefSeq and is a predicted model, not a curated record. Lineage: Eukaryota; Metazoa; Chordata; Actinopteri; Siluriformes; Siluridae. The transcript has 20 exons. Gene Ontology annotation, molecular function: cysteine-type deubiquitinase activity. Bases 642 to 4301 code for a protein of 1219 amino acids.
AGGCUAUUAUCGCGAGAACACGGCGUGUUUUUGAAGCGGCGCUGGAUGGCGCUGCGGGAUGUUUCAGAAUCUUUUUUGUGCGGGUUGAGAUUUUUUUUGCAUUAUUAUUUUUUGUUUCGCCUACAGGUUUGUGUCUCGGAUAGGACAGGGACACGGGACCGCGUCGGGACGAAGACACGAGGCCGAAUAGAAAUUUUAGAGACAAGUCUGGAUGUUGAGAAGGGAAUAAAGUCUUGGCUAACGGAAGACCUAAUCUCCUGGACCGAAGUGGAACAACGACAUCCACAAUAAAUUAAAAAAUCUAAGCCAUUUGUUGCUGGUUACGUCACUUGGUGACUUUAUUUGGGACGAGAAAGAGAGAAAAAAAGAGACUCUAGCAUCCUUCCUCCUGAAAGCAGACUGAGAGUAUCAUUGUAUCCGAACUACACACAGCACUGCUUUAGACCUAUACAUCGCCCUCACAUGGGAGUGACAUAGGAGCCAGUCCAUGCCAACAUCCCUGCUUUGUAUACUUAAUACUUCUGUAUACUCGCACACUUGCAUCACCUACACUUGUCCAGGAUGCCUUCCUCCUCCUGCGUGAUUGGCUGGAGAAGGAAGCAGCCUUUGUGGUGACCCGAGUAAAGAGCGGGGCAGCAUCCAUGUCGUGGAAGCGGAACUACUUUGCGUCUGGCAGCAGCGGGCUGCAGAGCAUUUCUAGCCCGCGCACCAUGAACUCCAUCGCCCCCAGCAAAGGUCUGAGCAAUGAGCCGGGCCAGAACAGCUGCUUCCUCAACAGCGCACUGCAGGUACUUUGGCACCUUGAUAUCUUCCGCAGAAGCUUCCGGCAACUGACCACACACAAGUGCAUGGAGGACUCGUGCAUCUUCUGUGCUCUUAAGAGCAUUUUUGCCCAGUUCCAGUACAGCAGUGAGAAGGUGCUGCCCUCGGAUGCCCUGCGUAGUGCUCUGGCUAAGACCUUUCAGGAUGAGCAGCGCUUUCAGUUGGGCAUCAUGGACGACGCUGCUGAGUGCUUUGAGAACCUGCUCAUGCGUAUCCACUUCCACAUUUCCGAUGAGACUAAAGAGGACAUCUGCACAGCCAAACACUGCAUCCCACACCAGAAGUUUGCUAUGACACUAUUUGAACAGUGUGUGUGUAACAGUUGUGGAGCUACUUCAGACCCUCUCCCCUUCAUUCAGAUGGUGCAUUACAUCUCCACCACAUCUCUCUGCUGCAGUAACCAGGCCGUGCGAAUGCUCGAGUGCAGGGAGAAGCCGACCCCAGACAUGUUUGGGGAGCUUCUGCGCAAUGCAAGCACCAUGGGAGACCUGCGUAGCUGCCCGAGUAACUGUGGAGAAAUGUUGCGCAUUCGCCGAGUUCUGAUGAAUUCUCCUGAGAUCAUCAGCAUUGGCCUGGUGUGGGACUCUGACCAUUCAGACCUUGCGGAGGACGUAAUCCACAGCCUGGGCACAUGCUUGCGUCUGGGGGAUCUGUUCUACCGAGUGACGGAUGACCGAGCUAAGCAGUCAGAGCUCUACCUGGUGGGCAUGGUCUGUUACUAUGGCAAGCAUUACUCCACGUUUUUCUUCCAAACCAAGAUACGCAAGUGGAUGUACUUUGAUGACGCCCAUGUCAAAGAGAUCGGGCCCAAAUGGAAAGACGUGGUUUCACGAUGUAUAAAGGGCCAUUACCAGCCCUUGCUGCUGCUCUAUGCUGACCCCCGUGGGACGCCUGUGGCAUCGCAAGACAUGCCUGCUGCUCAGCUGGAGCUGCACCACUGCAGCAAGGCAGGCUACGACAGUGAAGACUCCGGGAGGGAGCCGUCCAUCUCCAGCGACACACGCACAGACUCUUCCACUGACAGUUACAGUUAUAAGCACUCACGCUCACACCACGAGUCUAUGGCCUCACAUUUUUCCUCAGAUUCUCAGGGAACUGUGGUGUGUAAUCAGGACAGCAGCGGCUCACAUAACAGCAUGGGCUCUGCAGGUGAUGUCCUUAAAGAAAAGGCAACUCCUCAGUCCCCACCCCGGCCAUCCUCUGUAGGACGACUGCCCGAUUAUAAGAAAGUGGGCACGGGUGCUGGAGGAUCUGAACCUGGGCCACAUGUCAGGGACUGGGAGGAUGAGAGCACCAGCAGUGAGUCCAAGUCCAGCUCCAGUGGAGGACGCUACAGGCCAUGUUGGAGGCCUAGGCGAGAAGCGCUGAACAUCGACAGCAUCUUCAGUCGUGAUAGACAACGGCUAGGCUCAAGUCCACUUCCCGAGGAUGCCAUCCCUCAAAUGCCUAACGAAUCCUUCCCUGGGAUGGGAGCAGAUGUCAUGGACUCCAAAGAGACCCAGCCUAUGAAUAUAGUUGGAGGCGAAGCUAACAUAGCAACGGGGCACCUUCCAGUCCCGGCUGCUCUACGUGGCAUAGCUCAGCCUCCAAGAUUAAUCCAGAGGAUGGAAAGCGGCUAUGAGAGCAGUGAGAGGAACAGCAGCAGCCCCAUCAGCAUGGACAUGCCUCUCAGUGAGAACCUUAGCACCAGUGCACCCAGGGAGGCCAGCAGUAAAAAGCAGAUGACGUCAGGGCCAUCCUGGCGAACGGUGCCAAAAUCCAAGAGCAGCAGUGCCAUUUUGCAAGACAUGCGAUCACCAAGCUGGAGCAGCAGCCCUGUAAAUCUGGGGGAGGGCCGCAGUGAACUUGACGAGCUGCAGGAGGAGGUGGCCCGCAGAGCAAGGCAGCAGGAGCUCCAGAGAAAGAAAGAAAAGGAAAGAGAGGCAGCCAUGGGCUUCAAUCCCAAACCCAGCAAGUUUAUGGACCUGGAUGAACUCCAACACCAGGGGAAGGGGUGCAGUUUUAAGUGCUGCCUGGCAGAGGCGGAUGCUCUGUUAGAGCAGUCGCUGCGCCUGGAGCAGGCUGGAGACCCAGCCACCGCCCUGGCACUCUUGCGCCACAUUGUGUCUAAACUAAGAUUUUCCAUGCAUGAGGGCAGUGCUAACACUCAUAGCAGGACUAUGGCUGCUGACGCCAAGCUGCAAAAAUGCAUGAGGAGAGCUCGAGGCCUACAACAGCGCAUUCAGCAGCAGCAGCAACAGCAAGAGCAGCCGCAGGAGCCCAUCCGCCCACAGGGGCCUCGCAGUGAACAGCCAGGCUCGGUCCAAAUACUGCUGACAGACAAUCAGGAGGAGGUGUGGGAAGUCAAUCAAGACGCAUCCCUUGGCACGCCACCUCCUGCCCAGACGAAGCCACUCACCUCUAAUUCACUAACGUCACUUAACACUCCCCACACUACCAUAAAUCAGCCACGCCCACAAGACCGUACUCAAGGAAGUGAUCAGGCGCUGAAAGAUACCGAAUGGGGUGGAGUGAAACUUUCCGAUGUCCUGCAGGCCUCAGGCGUGCAGAUCAGACCCAUUCAUAAGCACCUGGCCAUCUCUCUGCCAUCCCUCCCCCUGGAAUUCUGGGGUGUUCUGGAUGAAGACGAAGAGCUUUCCCAGCACCAGCAGCCUUUAGCUUCCUCCUCUACAUCCCCUGCUCCAUCCCUGUGGUGGGGCACUUCUGACAGCUCCAAUCUAAAUUUAGCAAACACAUUGCCUCACCCGAAAAAGAGUGUACAGGAACACCCCAGAAGCCCUGUCUGGCAACCUUUACGCAAUUCUCCCUUCCCUUCCCCACCUGUGAUAUCCUACUCCAGCCCCAGACACACCCCUCCUUCCAUCACAGCUCGUCAUUGGUCCUCCUGGAGCCUGGACCGCCCUGAUGCCGUGAUCACGCCCCAUGAGACCCCACCAGAUCAGAGCCACUUCAUUAGACCCACUAUGUCUCCAUGCUCACAUGGGUGGAACGGCCCACCACAUAGUCCAAUGAGCUCCAGGAACAAGAGUAUCAAAAAGUUUGCCAGCUCUCAAUUUGAGCCAAAACUGGAAGCUGAGGCUACAGAGUAUGAAGAGAAGGAGCUUUCGGAGCUGGACACGCUGUACCAGGCUAGUCUGCGAGCAGGCAGUCAUCUUAGUCCGGCUGUUGGAAAACCAGUGACUCCUGCAGCGCGUCCGCGUGUCUGUGGGGUGGGACGAUCACAGACCCCCACGGCUGAACUAGAGAGAACCGCAUUUGGAGCACCAGGCUCUCGCAGCUCCAUUGCGCACACAGACAUGCCAGUGGAUGACAAGUAUGAUCCUGAGCAUCUGCGCCGCAUCGCUCGCAGUCUGAGUGGAACCGCAGUCGGACGUAGACAGGACCGCCUUGCUGUCUCACGCAGCUUUGACGUGUCCAGAGGGUCACCAAGUUUCUGGCUGUGUCUCACCGGGGUCAAGCUAAGCCCAGUCCAACAGUGAAAUGUGAUCGAUCUGUGCGUCCUGGGCAGUAGUCCUCUUGGUGUCCACCUGCAACAACACUCCAUCUUUAUGAUCCCUGCAAGGAUCCCUGCACAUACAAAGAAGUAAUUGCUAGAAUGUUGUAACAGAGAUUAAUUCCAGCUACCCUUGCUUUUAGCUACACUAGUCCACUGGAGUUCUUACAGCUCACAGGGCUGGAUCUCUCUUGAAGCCCAAAAUCCUCAUGUAGCUUUAGCCCCACCUCUGUUUCUCAGACCAUGAUGGGCUCCCAUCAUUUCCUUGAUCCAUGUGGCGUGUGAUGCCUACUGUGUCUUCCUUAAAUAUUUCCUCCCUUUAACCUUUUCCCAUUUAGAGUGUGGUGGGCUGCUCUGCUUUUUUAUUUUUAUUUUUUAUUUUUUAAUGUUCAUGUAUAAUGGAUCUGGGUCAUCCUCCUCUUCCUGCCUCUGUCCUGCAUAGCAGUGUUUUAAAGUGUGUUAAAGUGUGUUUCCUUCCAGUCCACAGCAUGGUGAAGGGAGGGACAGAGCGUAUUUUCUUCCUUGUUUAGUUCACUGUGUGGGGUAAUGUGAUGGACUGAGUAGCUUAGUGUGUGUGCGUGCGUGCGUGCGUGUGUGUGCGUGUGUGUGUGAGAGGGUGGGGGGGAUGCUGCUAACAGCAUGCUGUGGUACAAGAAAGGCUUUGAGCCUUGGCUCUCCUGCAGCGAGCCGUUCUACCCUGAGCACUUAACUUAAUUAAACGCACUGCGUGGAGCUGCAAAGCCAACGAGAUCCAGCAGCAUCCGGAUAUCAUUUCAAUAUCCGAGGUCUAUUUAGCUACUGCACAUGAUUAACGUAUGUGUGUAUCUCCAUUUAACGCUUAGUUAGACCAAAUGUCCCCGUAAUGACACAAAUACAGUAUUAAUAGUAUUAACAUUGUGUGGACAUUUGGUAAUGUUUUUUUUUUUUUUUUUUUUUUAUAGAAUGCAGCUUUUCUUUUAAAAACGAAAGAAGUCAAAAUAUUUCCUUUUGGAUACUGAAGUUAAGGUUAGGAUUAGGUUUAGAUGUAGCAUAGCAUUAUUUAGCUACAAAACUCUAGAAGUUAAUGGAAAUAACCCACUUGUGUGUGUGUGUGGGCAAGAGUGUGGGGAGGCCAUCCAUCUUCAGCGACGCCCUAAGUAAAACCCCACGGUGAGCUCAAGCAAACCCACCACAGUGCAUCUUUUUCCUCAGACAUUUUUAAAGGAUUUCUCUCCUUUCACUCCUGUUUUAGAAAAAUCCUACUCCCUUUUUGUAGGGUGAUGGACAUGUAGCGCAUAGUUUGUACUGAUUUAUUGACUGACACACAUACUUACACACCCUGUAAAAAAAGAGCACGGUGAAAGGAGCUGUACUUUUUUCUUUUUUUUUUUUUGUAUUUCUUCAUUUCUCGUCUCUGGCGCUCGGUCAGAGAGCGCGCAUGUAUCCGUGCAGCCCUAGUGCGGAGAGCGGACGGGACUAUCUCGACCUUUUCUUCCUCUUAUAAGGGCAUUUCCUGUAGCACACACCUGUUUUCUGUCUAGUGUUACAGGCAAAGACUGCUUCACUCCUUUUGACUGAACAUACACUAAUCAAUGAAUUUAUUGUAAAAGAAAAACUAUAUAUAUAUAUAUGAACAGUAUGGCAUACAAAUUUAUCCAGAGGAAUGGAGAAAACUCUACUUUAUGACGUUAUGGAAUGUUAACUCAUUUUAGUGGUUGUAGUUACUAUCUGCAUUAAGACGAGUAUAGUACACUUCAGAAGUGUAAAGCUGGAGUCAAACUGCUAUUUCAAUUCUAUUGACAGUUCUCCCAUUUGUAUAGGGAGAUAUGCCAAGUUAAGCUUUCUUAUAUUUCUUUUGUAACCUGCAUUGACACUGAUAUCGUAGCUGUGAGGCUGAUACAAUGUAGUUGAGCAUCUGUAGUAAGUCCAUCUGGCCUAGAGAAGGGUCACAGUCAUUCCAUGUAGUUUUAGUUAUCAUUUCUUCAGCAAAAAAAAUAAAUAUAUAUAUAUUUUAUUCCGUUAUAAAGACAAGUUAAAGAAUGUUCUGCCCUGAUAGCUACCCAAAUGUAGCAGAAAUAACCUGAAGCCCUUACGAGUGUCAACAAUUUAUGAACAUUUUGCACAAAAGGUACUUUAUGGUACUUUAUGCUACGAGCAUACUGUAAUAUAAAUAAAUAAUUAUUGACAUAUUGUAAGAAAGACUGAUCUACCGAGGUUUGAUUUCAUGGUAUAGUUCGACUGCUGCAGCGUGUAACCUGUGUGGUCAUAAUCAUAUAUUGUGAUCAUUUAUUUCACAUUCAAAAGUAAGCUCUAAAUGCUUAACUAACAGAUUGAUCAAACUUGCUCUUAGAUUAUAAAUAUUUUUUGGGUUUUUUUUUUUUUGUUCAGAAUUUGUUUCUCAACCAAAGAUUGGCACUAUUAUAAAGCUCGCCCAUGUUACUAAUUGUUUAAUCCACCUUUUCAUCUAAAGGGUGUUUGAGAAUGUAGCAGUGGUGGUGCACGAGUAUGCUAUGCAACAAAUCGCACUCUCCUGAACAACCAGCAAAGAGUCAGACUGGGAUAAAAGCCGUGCGUGUGUUUGCGUGCGAGUGUGUGUGUGUGUGUGUUUGUGUGUGAGAGUUCCUCCAGACCUCCCUGGUUUUUCCUUUAACUGAGGAUGAAAGUGAUUUCUUGCCGAAUCGUUAAAUAUGUACAUAUUAACGUCUGUAUGAAUAUCAGCCUUUGAAUGCCAGCUGUAGCCAGAGAGAGAUGGAUUUUUUUCGAAGAUGAAAAAUCAUUUCAAUGGUUUUUCCUGUUUGGGACUUAUUUGUAAAUGCUUGGGGCUGAGGGAACUUGUAUUUUUGCAAUAAAGUUAUUACCGAUGCACUCCAGCAAGGGUGCUGCACAACUG